Messenger RNA from Kwoniella shivajii, 1560 nucleotides. Its product is annotated as pyruvate dehydrogenase complex dihydrolipoamide acetyltransferase. Gene Ontology annotation, molecular function: dihydrolipoyllysine-residue acetyltransferase activity. The transcript has 6 exons. Lineage: Eukaryota; Fungi; Basidiomycota; Tremellomycetes; Tremellales; Cryptococcaceae. Bases 1 to 1560 code for a protein of 519 amino acids. The record is from RefSeq and is a predicted model, not a curated record. Gene Ontology annotation, biological process: pyruvate decarboxylation to acetyl-CoA.
AUGUUGUCCUUUGCUCAGGUGGCUAAGCGUUCAGCUGCGGCUGGUAUGAGGAAGCAAGUGCUUUCCUCUAGAUCCCUCCGAACUUCCGCCCCUUCAUCCGCUUUGAGCAAAUUCGCGAUGCCCGCAAUGUCCCCUACCAUGACUGAAGGAGGUAUCGCCGGAUGGAAACUCAAAGAAGGAGAUUCAUUCGCUGCUGGAGAUGUCUUGAUCGAAAUUGAGACUGAUAAAGCUACUAUCGACGUCGAAGCUCAAGAUGAUGGUAUUUUAGCUAAGAUCAUGGUUCAAGACGGUGCUAAAGGUAUCCCAGUCGGUACUCCAAUCGCUAUUUUAGGUGAAGAGGGAGACGACUUAUCAGGAGCAGAUAAAUUAGCUUCUGAAGGGGGCGAAUCUUCAUCCGGAUCAUCAGGAUCAUCAGGAUCAUCAUCAUCAUCACCAGAGAAAUCAGAAACCAAAUCAGAGAAACCGGCAUCUGAACCAAAAUCGGAAUCAGAAGGAUCAACUUCAGCCAAAGAUGAUUCAGUUAACAAAUCAAAUAAAAAAGAAGAAUCUUCUAAAACACCAGUAUUAGGUACACCAGCGGAUGAAACUAAAUACGGAUCAAAUAACGCUGGAACAGAAGGCUUGAAAGUACCUGAAUUAGUCGGUCAAGGUGAAAAACCAAAAUUCUUCGCUUCUCCUUUAGCAAGGAAAUUAGCUAUUGAAAAAGGUAUUCCUCUUGGCGAGAUUAAAGGUUCAGGUCCAGAAGGUAGAAUCGUCAAGGCCGAUGUUGAGAAAUACAAGGGAGGUUCAUCUUCUUCUGCCGCCGCUACUACCCCUACUUCCGGUGCUACCGCUACCCCAGGUAAACCCGCCCCUGCCGCACCAGCAGAGUACGAGGAUAUCCCCGUCACCAACAUGAGAAAGACUAUCGGUAAACGAUUGACUGAGAGCAAGCAAACAUUGCCUCAUUACUAUUUGACCGUUGAGAUCAACAUGGACCGAUUAUUGAAACUCAGAGAAAUGUUCAACAAGGCUGGUGAGGGAAAGACCAAGCUUUCAGUUAACGAUUUCAUCGUCAAGGCCGCCUCUCUCGCUCUUGCUGAAGUACCAGAAGCCAACUCUGCUUGGUUAGGAGAUGUCAUUCGACAAUACAAGAAAGCCGAUAUCUGUGUUGCCGUAGCUACCCCCAACGGUCUCAUCACCCCUAUAAUCAAAGAUGUUGGAUCAAAGGGAUUAGCAAGUAUCUCAGCUGAGACCAAAGCAUUAGCAUCAAAAGCAAGAGACGGUAAACUUAAACCUGAAGAAUAUCAAGGUGGUUCAUUCACCAUAUCAAAUUUGGGAAUGUUCGGUAUUGAUAACUUCACUGCCAUUAUCAACCCACCACAAUCAUGUAUCUUGGCCAUUGGAAAAACUGCAACAAAAUUAGAAUUAGCUCCUGAGGAUCCAAAAGGCUUCAAAUCAGUUCAAGUUAUGAAAGCUACUUUAUCAUCCGACCAUAGAACUGUCGAUGGUGCCGUAGGUGCCAAAUGGUUGAAAGCAUUCAAAGAUUACAUGGAACAACCUUUGACUUUUAUGCUUUAG